This is a messenger RNA of Rosa chinensis, 1769 nucleotides long. RefSeq names its product allantoate deiminase 2-like. The record is from RefSeq and is a predicted model, not a curated record. The transcript has 11 exons. The coding region runs from base 266 to 1606 and encodes 446 amino acids. Gene Ontology annotation, molecular function: hydrolase activity, acting on carbon-nitrogen (but not peptide) bonds, in linear amidines. NCBI's taxonomy places the organism in Eukaryota, Viridiplantae, Streptophyta, Magnoliopsida, Rosales, Rosaceae.
CUGAAUCAUAGGUUCCUUCUAAGUUAUUACCCAGCACUCGCAUCUUGCAUGGCUCCCCUCCACAUAUUACAACCAAGAGUCUGCCACGUCACCCGAUGCCCCACACAUCUCCGAGUGGGCCCUUACAUCAGAGCCACCUCCAGCCGUUACCAAUCCCCAUAACCACAAACAAUCACAGAGACCAAACCUUAUAAAGGAGUACAAAGCUUAGCACUGAGUUUCAGUUGCGUGUGGCUUGCUUCUCUGAAUUGGGUUUUAGGCAGCCAUGACAGUGGUUACACGUGUCUCCCAGAGAACCCAUUCCGCCAUUAGUCCCACCUCCGUUUUGGCUCUGGCUUGCCCUUUCUUGCUUCUGGUCUCUUCACCCAUCACUCCCUGUUUUGGAUUUUCUGGUGUUGGACAAGAAGAUGAGAGAAACAGAGGAGGGGAUUUGUAUCAGGAAAUAUUGAGAGAUGAGGCUGUGGCAAGACUUCAUCAGCUUGGAAAGGUAAGUGAUGGUGAUGGUUAUCUUGAGAGGAUAUUCAUGACCCCAGCAGCUGUGAGGGCUGGAAGUCUUAUCCUCGAAUGGAUGGAGGAUGCUGGUUUGAGAACGUGGGUUGAUUGCUUGGGAAAUGUACAUGGUCGAGUUGAGGGUACAAAUGCUAGUGCUGAGGUUCUAAUACUUGGUUCUCAUUUGGAUACUAUUGUUGAUGCCGGGAUAUUUGAUGGGUCUUUAGGCAUCAUUUCUGUGGUAUCUGUAUUGAAGGUUUUGAGUAUCGAUGGAAAAUUGGGAGAACUAAAGUGGGCGGUUGAGUCCUUGUUCAGUGGUGUGACAAUCCAAGAAGCUCCUAAGAAAAACUCCAUUGCAGUUACAGAGGAGCACUUGCAGCAGCUCAGAUAUGACCCAAAGUCAGUUUGGGGUUAUGUUGAGAUUCACAUUGAACAAGGGCCUGUACUGGAAUGGGUUGGUUUUCCUCUAGGAGUUGUUAAAGGCAUAGCUGGACAGACAAGACUAAAGGUUACAAUGAGAGGUUCCCAGGGGCAUGCUGGAACAGUUCCAAUGUCCAUGCAUCAUGACCCUAUGGCUGCUGCUGCGGAAGCCAUUGUAUUGUUAGAAAGCCUAUGUAAGCAUCCGCAAGAUUUUCUGUCUUUUGAUGGUCAAUGCAAAAGUUACUCAUUAGAAUCACUUUCAACUUCACUCGUUUGUACCAUUGGUGAGAUAUCGACUUGGCCAAGUGCAAGUAAUGUUAUUCCAGGACAGGGAACAUUCACAGUAGAUUUACGUGCAAUUGAUGACAUAGGACGUGAAGCUGUUGUAUGUGAAUUAUCUAACCGAUUGUAUCAAAUAUGUGAUAGGCGUACAGUUUUGUGCACAAUUGAUCGUAAGCAUGAUGCAAAUGCAGUCAUUUGCGAUUCUGAGCUGACUUGGAAGCUGAAGUCAGCAGCUUAUCUUGGGCUCAAGAGAAUGACAGGUUCUGUUCAGGAUGAAGUACCUGUAUUAAUGAGUGGAGCAGGACAUGAUGCAAUGGCUCUGUCUCAUUUAAAUAAGGUGGGUAUGCUUUUUGUCCGCUGUCGAGGAGGCAUAAGUCACUUCCCUGAAGAACAUGUAUUGGAUGAUGAUGUUUAGGCAUCUGGUUUGGCAAUCCUGGCAUUCAUAGAGACUCAGCUCUAGAUUGGAACAUUUUUGUCGACAUUAUUGUUUCUCAUUUUACUAGUACUGUGACAUUUUCUAUUCUUUAUUUACUAGUACUGGAGGUCUAGCCAUUGGAAGUGAGACCCCCGCUGCCCCC